GCGAAAAUGUCACAACAAUCGAUGUCAGCUGAUUUAAUCUAUUUGGGCAAUAGAGGUAAACAACGAACCUUCUCCAUCAUCUGCGUAAUAAUGGGCAGUUAGGAAGAAUUGUGCCGUUUUGGAGAGCACAUUAGUAGUAAGAAAGGAAAAAUCCAAGAAUAUGGCAGCAUUACUAUCGGCUACCCGUCAUGGAGCGAUAUUUCGUCCAACGGUACCAAACGUGUGGCUUCUAUCUUGGCUAGUCAGCUAUCAGCGGAAAAGCACCAACAUCAGUGCAGUUGAUUCCUUUAUCAGCGAGCUCAUGGAAAACAAAAAGCUCAAGUGGAAAGUUUUAAAUAGUCGACAUCGCAAUGGUAAAACGAAAUCGGCUUCACAAAUUGCCGAUUAUGAAUUGGCAACAAAUGGGCAUAUUCCUACCAACACGAUACUAAGCUCCUCGUUUCGCCUCAGUGAACUGUACAAUGAGCUUACGAAUAACCCACUAGUCGUUAACAUUAGCCAGAUGAAGGUAUCCCAAGUGGACCAUUUGCUCGGGACAGCACUGAAUGAACAGAACGCGGAGGACGUGAAACUUCUACUAGCACAAGUAUUAGAAUACGAAAAACUACCUUCUCUGCCGGUAUUGAACGCCGCUCUUAAAUAUUUGUCGCACCAGACACAAAUGGAAACGAUAGAACAAUUGGCAGCGCUCUACUCGCAGCUUCAUCCGGACCAGAAGAGAACGGCAAUCGGCAGAUUCGAGCAAUAUAAAGCGCUAUGUCAAUGGAAGCUGGGAAAUACGCUGAAAUCCCUGGAAGCUUUCCGCGCCAUUAUGGCCGACUGUAACGAGGAACAGUUGCUAACCGUUGAUCAUAUAUUGCUAGAAAUGAUCGAUGAAACGAUCGGCAGGAAGAGUGAAGCUGUUUUGCUUGCUGUAAUACACCUUUCCGAAUAUUGUUUAAUUGAACUGCAUCACGAUUUUCCUAUUUGUUACGUGUGGGAAAAGAGUUUCUUGAGUGCGUGGCACAGCGACCAAGAGGCAGCCAAAACGUUGUUCGACCGGCACGGUGCCCUCAGAGAAGCCGUCAGUCAUAGGACUAUAAACCUUUGCUACAAACUGCUGUACGACAACAACGUGGAAAAGGUUUACCAAUUGAUUGAAUUAUUCCUGAAGCAUGACAUGAAAGCGGAAUGUAAAUCCAUGCUGAUUAGACUGUUUGAAUAUCAGUAUUGGCGCAAGAAUUUGAGGGGAUGUUCGGAAAUUAUGCAAAACGCGAUCGAUCUCAAUAUUUCUCUUCCUGAAAUGUGCAAUCGCCAUUUGUUGGAACUACUGCUGGGACGCACCACGACGGGAUUGGAACAGAGGGAAGCUUCGAAGCAGUCGAAAAACUUAAAAUCAAACAAAUACGAGCUGAAAUUUUAGUGUACAUGUAGGACUGAAAUCCAAUCGUCAAGAUGACGCGAGGUGGCUGGCACGGGAGUUUAUUUGCCAUUCAGCAAUUCAAUGUAUAACUCUUUGCGUAGCUCACUAACAUCCUGAUCCCAUCGCUUUUCCCAGU
Messenger RNA from Anopheles funestus (African malaria mosquito), 1538 nucleotides. RefSeq lists its product as uncharacterized. Bases 161 to 1402 code for a protein of 413 amino acids. The record is from RefSeq and is a predicted model, not a curated record. The transcript is spliced from 4 exons. Lineage: Eukaryota; Metazoa; Arthropoda; Insecta; Diptera; Culicidae.